This is a messenger RNA of Mesoplodon densirostris (Blainville's beaked whale), 579 nucleotides long. Its product is annotated as transmembrane protein-like. NCBI's taxonomy places the organism in Eukaryota, Metazoa, Chordata, Mammalia, Artiodactyla, Ziphiidae. Gene Ontology annotation, biological process: phospholipase C-activating G protein-coupled receptor signaling pathway; positive regulation of Rho protein signal transduction. Gene Ontology annotation, cellular component: membrane. Gene Ontology annotation, molecular function: G protein-coupled receptor activity. The record is from RefSeq and is a predicted model, not a curated record.
AUGGUGACCUCUCUUCCUCUCGCUAGUCCAAGGUCCGAGAUGAACAGCAGCGCUGGGGACCUGGGUGUUGGUGCUGGCGGCCACAGCCCCUGGGACGACCCUGCUGGCUUAAUUGUGGUGCCCGCAGCCUAGGCCUUGGCGCCGGGCUUGGGGCUGCCGGCCAACGUGGCGGCCCUGGCAGUGUUUGUCCGCCGCGGCAGGCGCCUGGGCCAGGCCCUGCGUCUCCACCUGCUCAACCUGGCCCUGGCUGACGUGCUCUUCACGCUCACGCUGCCUCUGUGGCUCACCUACUACCUGGGCCCGACCCACUGGCCCUUCCUGGAGGCUGCCUGCCGCGCGGCCGGGGCCACCUACUGCAUGUCCACCUACGCGGCCGUGGCCUUCGCGGCGCUCACCAGCGUGUGCCGCUGCGGCUCGGUGCACCCGCCCAGCCCUGCACCGCUGGGGCCACCCCCGCGCCACGUGCGCUGCCGCCCGCCUGGCCGGCCAGGCUUGCGCCGCACCCUCGCUGGCCGCCCUGCAUGUGCUGCGCCCCAGGCCGGGCGGCGCCGCUCGCUGCCUGGAGCGCGGCUGGGCUAG